This is a messenger RNA of Anisakis simplex (herring worm), 531 nucleotides long. The record is from the annotation of a GenBank genome assembly. NCBI's taxonomy places the organism in Eukaryota, Metazoa, Nematoda, Chromadorea, Rhabditida, Anisakidae.
UGGUUCGGUGCAACUGGAAUUAUGGUUCGAAUAACGAGUGACGGUGAUAUUGUCAAUGAUGACGAUGCUGCGAGUAAUGCGACUGUGCAACGAAGACGACCAACUGACCAAGGGCCAUCUCCGAACAGUAUCGCUCGGCAACGGGACAACCUAGAUGUUGCUGACGUGCACCGUGGUCCACAACUGAAUGCGUGGACAGUGGCGAAUGCUCGUCUUCGAGAAUACGGCAUUCCAACGUAUUCUUUGUAUGGCUAUAAAUUUGAACCUAUACAUUUCAUAUUCACAAUUGCCGCAGUUAUGCUUUUUGGAGUACAGUCAUUGCUUUUGAUACCAAUACUGCUUAUUGUGACCAAUUUAAGUGCAUCCUCAGGGCGAACAUCGGCAAGUGCUCAUCCAGUAAGGCCAGCUGGGUAUUCUCAAGGCGUUAACAUGACGAGAGCCAGGGACGUCAGUGGUCAGUCUGUAGGGGUUGCCAGCGCAUCUGCACCGUCAGGAUCAUUCUCCGGGAAAGGUCAUAAACUCGGUCGAUGA